Messenger RNA from Ectocarpus siliculosus, 4942 nucleotides. Lineage: Eukaryota; Phaeophyceae; Ectocarpales; Ectocarpaceae. The record is from the annotation of a GenBank genome assembly.
AUGGCUAUGCGGUCGGACUCCAGCGCCAAGCGCUCGACAAGGGCAGCAACUCUAACUCUGGAGGAUGGGACCGUGCUCCAUGGCUACUCCUUUGGAGCGGACGUGUCUGUUGCGGGGGAGGUGGUGUUCAGCACCGGCAUGGUCGGGUAUGCGGAGUCCCUGACGGAUCCCUCCUACAAGGGACAGAUGCUUACUCUUACCUACCCGAUGAUCGGAAACUACGGCGUGCCGGACCGGAGCCUUCGGGACGAGUUCGGGCUCGCUAAGCACUUCGAGAGCGACAAGAUUCACGCUUCUGCGCUGCUCGUGCAGGACUACUCGCACCACUACUCCCACUGGGAGGCGACGUCGUCCCUCGGGGAUUGGCUUAAGGAGGAGGGUAUCCCAGCCAUCGGUGGCAUCGACACCCGGCAUCUCACGAAGAAGAUCAGGGAUAAGGGGGCGAUGCUUGGAAAGCUGGAGGUGGAGGGGGGGGGAGAGAUUGCCUCUUUCUCGGACCCGAACAAGAGGAACCUUGUGGCAGAGGUGUCAAUCACGGAGCCCCGGGUGUACGGCAAGGGGAACCCAAUCAAGGUUCUGGCGGUGGACUGUGGCGUGAAGAACAACAUCAUCCGAAUCCUGUGCAAGAAGGGUGCGGAGGUUACCCUAGUGCCAUGGGACUACGACCUCUCCGCCGACGCCCACAAGUUCGACGGAAUUUUCCUGUCCAAUGGGCCGGGAGACCCGACGAUGUGCGUGUCGACGGUCAAGCAGAUGGAAAAGAUCAUUGCCCUGGAGGGUGACGAUAUGAAGCCCAUCUUCGGCAUCUGUAUGGGGAACCAGCUGGUGGGGCUGGCGGCCGGGUGCACCGCCGAGAAGCUACCUUUCGGAAACCGUGGCCAGAACCAGCCGGUAGUGAACCGCCUGACGAACGAGUGCUACAUUACUCCCCAAAACCACGGCUACGCCAUCGACGACACCAAGCUUGGCCAGGGGUGGCAGCCUCUCUUCACCAACGUGAACGACGGCACUAACGAAGGCGUUCGCCACGAGACAAAGCCCUUCUUCAGCGCCCAGUUCCACCCGGAGGCACAGGGAGGACCAACAGACACGGAGUUUCUGUUCGACGUGUUUCUCGAGGCGGCUAAGAGCGGCCACCGCGGCGCGAUCGACUUUGCCAAGAGGAGUGCACCGCCCGCCAAGCCAGAUAUCAAGAAGGCGCUCAUGUUGGGAUCGGGAGGGCUGAGUAUCGGGCAGGCUGGAGAGUUCGACUACAGCGGCUCGCAGGCGAUCAAGGCUUUGAAGGAGGAGGGCAUCGAGGUGAUCCUCAUGAACCCCAACAUCGCCUCCGUACAAACGAACACCGACAACAAGAGCCCGCACAAGGCAGACCAGGUGUUCUUUUUGCCGGUGACACCGGAGUUCGUGGAGCACGUCAUCAAGCGUGAGAAGCCCGACGGGAUUGUCGUGUCUAUGGGGGGGCAGACGGCUCUCAACUGCGCCGUGCAGCUGCACGAGGCCGGCAUCCUCGAAAAGUACAACGUAAAGGUGCUCGGAACCCCGGUGCAGGCGAUCAUGGCAACUGAGGACCGGGAUGUCUUCAACCAGAAGCUCAUGGAAAUCGGCGAGAAGGUGGCCCCGUCGGAGGCUGUGGUGGGGGUGGAGGCGGCCGUUGUGGCGGCCAAGAAGAUCGGGUUCCCCGUCAUGAUCCGGUCUGCGUAUGCCCUCGGCGGUCUCGGAUCAGGCAUUUGUGACACGGAGGAGGCUCUCAGGGAUAUGGGGAGCAAGGCGCUGUCGCUUAGCAACCAGAUCCUGGUGGAAAAGUCCCUCCGUGGCUGGAAGGAGGUGGAGUACGAGGUCGUCAGGGAUAGCGUCAACAACUGCAUCACCGUCUGCAACAUGGAGAACUUUGACCCGUUGGGCGUGCACACCGGAGACUCUAUCGUGGUUGCCCCUAGCCAGACCCUCAGCAACACCGAGUACCACAUGCUCCGACAGACUGCCCUCAAGGUGGUGAGGCACUUGGGAAUCGUGGGGGAGUGCAACAUCCAGUACGCGCUCGACCCGCACUCAUUGGACUACUGCAUCAUCGAGGUGAAUGCUCGGCUCAGCAGAUCUUCGGCAUUGGCCUCCAAGGCCACCGGUUACCCUCUCGCGUUCGUGGCGGCCAAGCUGGGCAUGGGCAUCACGCUCCCCGAUAUCGAGAACGCCAUCACCAAGAGAACGAUGGCUUGCUUCGAGCCCUCUUUGGACUACUGCGUGACCAAGAUCCCUCGGUGGGACUUGUCCAAGUUUGAGGGCGUGUCGAGCAACAUCGGAUCGGCCAUGUCUAGCGUUGGAGAGGUCAUGGCGAUCGGGCGCACUUGGGAAGAGAGCAUGCAGAAGGCUUUGCGCAUGACCGACCCCAGCGCGAUUGACGGCUUCCAACCGCACGGCAGGAUCAGGACCAUGCCCGAGAUGCUGAAAGUGCUGGACAAGCCGACGGACCUCCGCGUGUACACCAUCGCACAGGUAAUGGCGGAGGGUUCGAUGACGGUUGACGAGAUCCACGACUUGUCCAAGAUCGACCACUGGUUCCUCAGGAGGCUGGAGCGCAUCACGAACUUCAGCAAAAAGAUUGAGGGCUCCGAGCUGUCCUCUUUCAGCCGGGAGGACAUGCUUGAGGCCAAGCAGCUGGGGUACAGCGAUAUCCAGAUCUCGCAGCGAGUGGGCGCCACGGGAGGCGAGGUGCGCGAGGCUCGCAUACGGUUCGGAGUGACGCCGUCCGUGAAGCAGGUGGAUACCCUCGCCGCGGAAUACCCGGCACAAACGAACUACCUCUACAUGACCUACCACGGUGACGAGGAUGACGUGGAAAGCGACGGUGGAGGCGUGAUGGUUCUCGGGAGCGGGACGUACCGCAUCGGCAGCAGCGUGGAGUUCGACUGGUGCGGCGUAAGCGCCAUCCGAACACUCCGCAACAUGGGCUUCAGGAGCACCAUGGUUAACUACAACCCUGAGACGGUUUCGACGGACUACGAUGAGUGCGACCAGCUCUACUUCGAGGAGUUGAGCGAGGAGCGUGUGCUGGACAUCUACAACAAGGAGAGCCACAAGGGUGUUGUCGUCAGCGUGGGAGGCCAGAUCCCGAACAAUCUGGCGAUGCACUUGCACAAGGGAGGAGCCAAUAUCUUGGGGACUACCCCCGACAUGAUCGACAACGCCGAGGACCGCAACAAGUUCUCGGCCAUGAUCGACGACAUGGGGCUCCAGCAGGCGGCGUGGAAGGAGCUCACCACCACGCAGAGCGCCCUGGACUUCGCCACCGAAGUGGGCUACCCGGUGCUUAUCCGACCGUCGUACGUUCUAUCGGGUGCGGCGAUGAACGUCGCCUACACCAAGGAGCAGCUGCUGAGGUGCCUUGACCAGGCCGCCGACGUUUCUCAAGACCAUCCCGUCGUUGUCUCGAAGUUCAUCAACGGUGCCCGCGAGAUCGAGAUGGAUGGCGUCGGCCUUAACGGGGAGGUGGUGGCGGCAGCAACGCACGUGCACGUCGAGAACGCCGGGGUGCACUCUGGCGACGCGACGCUCAUUCUGCCGGCGGGGCCCGAGGACAUGACCCCCUACAUGUUCAAGAGGGUGCAGGACGCGACCAAGGCCGUGGCGAAGAGGCUCAACAUCACCGGUCCGUUCAACAUGCAGUUCAUCGCCAAGGGCACCGACUGCAUGGUCAUCGAGUGCAACCUGCGGGCCUCUCGAUCUUUCCCUUUCGUCAGCAAGACGAUGGGAGUAGAUUUCAUUGAGAUCGCCACUAAGGUGAUGACGGGCGAGAGCGUGGAGGACAUGAAUGCGCCCAAGCUGUACGAGACUGGGCGACCACAUGGCUACGUCGCCUGCAAGGCACCCAUGUUCUCUUUCACCAGACUCAGGGGGGCAGACCCGGUGCUGGGUGUGGAGAUGGCGUCUACGGGAGAGGUGGCGUGCUUCGGCGUAAACAAGGAAGAAGCGUUCCUCAAGGCGCUGCUUUCCACGGGGUUCAAGCUUCCCGCCAAGAACAUCCUCUUGUCGGUGCAAGAGAGCAUGCUCGACGACAUGGUGCACUUGGCGCACGACCUGCACGAGCUGGGGUACCACAUCCACGCCACCGACGGCACUCACGACCGUUUGAAGGACAAGGGCGUCCCCGCGACCCUCCUCCAGUUCCCAGGAGGACAGCGUGAGGGCCCGACCGUAAUCGAGCACAUCCGCUCCAAGAAGAUCGACCUAGUGAUCAACCUGCCGACAGCGGAGAGCAAACGCCUCGUGGACAACUACCACGUCCGCCGCACGGCAGUGGAUCACGGCAUCCCGCUCCUGACCAACCUCAACCUCGUCAAGCUUUUCACCUCCUCGCUCAUGUACAACAAAAAGCAGAAGCUGGUGGGACUAGACCCCGACAGCUUGUUCGACUACUACGCUAGGGAAAAACCGGAAGAGGCCUGGACACACGAGAAGGAAUUCCACUGAAGACACAGCAGCGCGACGUUCACCACAGGCAGGACGCAGUUUUGGCGGCCGAUCGUCCCAACCAUAUUCUACGAUAGUACUGGUACACUUGAUUAGACUGCGACGUUGCUUGUUACGCUAGCAGGGAACGCCGUUUUUUGUGUAUCGCGCGUGGGUCGGAACUGCCCCGCCUCGAUGUAUUAGAAGUUCGCAGAACGAUUUAAUAUUUGCGAAGUUAGGUUUUCAGUUGUUCGGUUUCGUUGUCAGCUAGUUACUGUUAGUGUUGUCGUCGUCCGUCGGUGGUCAGUGUUGAUUUGUCUUCCUUGCUACGCAGAGGAUGACGGGAUUGAACAUUUGCAGUUUGCCUUUACAAUACAGUAUUUUCUUGUUCGGCCUCUUCUAUUUCUGCAGAUUUUCGGUUAGGUUUAAGUGUGCAUGCGUGCCCACCGUUGGCGCGAAUUUGGUCAGAUCCAUAUAUAUGCCAUGCGCAAUGCCGGAA